UUGAUCUACUGCAAUUACAUGAGCACAUGACUCAUUAAGAUAUGCUCGCAUAGUCAAAGUGUCACAUUCCAACUUGCCUUGAUGUUAAUAAGUUAUUUCAUAACAGCUACAUCAGUAAAAGGUGUUCCCAUACAUUGUGAGCAGCUUACCUCACCUGCCUUCGGAAACGAAAUGGGUGUGACCCACAUACUGCUGCUGCGUCGUCUUCACGGAGUUGCGCAGUGUGUCCUAUCUUUUGGUUGUGUCUCCACUUAUUCAACCACUCCUUUCCUAAAUUUGAGAGCUUUUGCUUUGUGGAUCAAAUCCGGUUGUGUCCCUGUUCAGUAGUUUAGCCUGAAACUGAAAACAGCUAGCAAACAAAAAGAAAUCAAAGAAUUUGAAAAGGGGAGAAAACUUCUACCUUGAGGUACUUGAACUACACACAAUCCUACCAGGUAGCAAAACACGGUCAUGGAUGACAUCGCCAAAGGGAAGAAGGUGUUUGUCCAGAAAUGUUCCCAGUGUCACACUUUGACAGAGGGGGGACGCCACAAGACGGGACCCAACCUCUGGGGUCUGUUUGGGAGGAAGACAGGACAGGCACCUGGCUUCUCCUACACACAGGCCAACAUCGAUAAAGGUAUCAUAUGGGAUGAGGAGACUCUGAUGGUCUACCUUCAAAACCCUAAGAAGUACAUUCCUGGUACCAAGAUGAUCUUCAGUGGGAUCAAAAAGAAAAAGGAAAGAGGAGUUAUUAUAGCCUAUUUAAAGGACGCCACCUCCUAAUAUAUUCACAACACAGAACACACACAUGCAUCCGAGUGUACUCUUUGUUUUCAUUUACAGUUGCUUUUUUAAAUGUCUAGGACUGCAUUUUGUUACAUUACAGCAUUGCUGCCACACUGUUUUUGUGUGUAGGAGACUGUUUUUAAUUAUCUUAUGAGUCAGCCUUUGUGCAACUUGUGCGUUUUCCAGACAUUUCUCAGUCGAGGCUUCUUAAAGAGGCAGCCUUCCUUUGGGACUUUCUAAUAACAGAGUUGUUUAUCUAUUUACUUCCGCUUUCACAGAAACUACAGACUCUGCAUGUUUGACACUUUAACUCUUUCUGCACAGUUGAUUGCUGAUAUUUGGGUUUAUUUUUCUAUUAUGUUAUGUUAACUACUUAAGUCUAUUUCUGUUUUGUAUGUAGUUAAAAAUGUGUUGAAUGGUGCUGGAAUGUCUAUGUCCAACCGGGUGGAAUUACUUUUAUUGUUAGAAAGUUGCACUUUAAAAUGAGUGUGGUUUGUAUUUAUACAUUUUCUAAAUUAAUGUGUGUUUCUGACUUAAGAACAUUAAGGUCAAACAAAUGUGCCAUUUUUUGGUUAAAGUAAUAGUUACAGUUCUGAAACUUGUAACCUGUUGGAAAAAGGUUAAUCCUAGGUGCUUACAUUUAUAUUAUUAUAUUCCUUAGACUAAGUCACUGUUUUAUACUCUAUUACAUUUCUAGACAAUACCUUGACCUCGACUUGAUUAAAUGGAUGUGGCAUUACAA
Cottoperca gobio is the source of this 1510-nucleotide messenger RNA. RefSeq names its product cytochrome c-a-like. Gene Ontology annotation, molecular function: electron transfer activity; heme binding. Bases 451 to 765 code for a protein of 104 amino acids. The record is from RefSeq and is a predicted model, not a curated record. The transcript is spliced from 3 exons. NCBI's taxonomy places the organism in Eukaryota, Metazoa, Chordata, Actinopteri, Perciformes, Bovichtidae.